Cooperia oncophora is the source of this 276-nucleotide messenger RNA. Lineage: Eukaryota; Metazoa; Nematoda; Chromadorea; Rhabditida; Trichostrongylidae. The record is from the annotation of a GenBank genome assembly.
AUGGGUGUAAUCCGGCUCAUCCAAGCGGCGAAUGGCAUCAGUUGUACUCCUCUGGUGAUGCUUUAUGUUCAUGAGUUUCUGUCCGCCAGAAUGCUAUUGUACUAUCUAGCAGCUAUAUUCAAAGGUCUUCAUCCAAGAGUAGAUGAUGACUUCGUUGACAAGCUGAACUACCACUACACUUCAGCAAUAAUUUUUGCGUUUGCGAUCAUUGUUUCCGCAAAACAGUACGUCGCAUAUAAUGGCAGUUCUGCUGCGUUUGUACUUUGCAAACAGUGA